This is a messenger RNA of Acipenser ruthenus (sterlet), 1150 nucleotides long. RefSeq lists its product as uncharacterized. The record is from RefSeq and is a predicted model, not a curated record. Gene Ontology annotation, cellular component: cytoplasm. Lineage: Eukaryota; Metazoa; Chordata; Actinopteri; Acipenseriformes; Acipenseridae. The coding region runs from base 26 to 1150 and encodes 374 amino acids. The transcript has 5 exons.
GAAAAUAAAUCUAAAUCUUAAGAAGAUGGACGACACAAUCGAGGAUCACAUCACACAAUCGUUGAAUAACCUGCUGGAAAAUGACUUGAAGAAAUUUAAAACCAAGCUAUGUGAAGAAUGUGAAAUCAAAUUCCCCAGAAGAAAGGUUUUAAAAUUUGAUUCAACUGGCUUGAGAGACUGCAUGAUCAGCUGUUAUGGGGAAACGAGGGCAGCUGAAAAGACAAUUCAGAUAUUAGAAGCCAUUAACCAGAAAGACAUCGCUGAAACACUGAAAGAAAACAUACAACGUGAAAUCUACAAAAAAAUAAAUUUAAAUCUUAACAAGAUGGACGACACAAUCGAGGAUCACAUCACACAAUCUUUGAAUAACCUGCUGGAAAAUGACUUGAAGAAAUUUAAAACCAAGCUAUGUGAAGAAUGUGAAAUCAAAUUCCCCAGAAGAAAGGUUUUAAAAUUUGAUUCAACUGUCUUGACAGACUGCAUGAUCAGCUGUUAUGGGGAAACGAGGGCAGCUGAAAAGACAAUUCAGAUAUUAGAAGCCAUUAACCAGAAAGACAUCGCUGAAACACUGAAAGAAAACAUACAACGUGAAAUCUACAAAAAAAUAAAUUUAAAUCUUAACAAGAUGGACGACACAAUCGAGGAUCACAUCACACAAUCUUUGAAUAACCUGCUGGAAAAUGACUUGAAGAAAUUUAAAACCAAGCUAUGUGAAGAAUGUGAAAUCAAAUUCCCCAGAAGAAAGGUUUUAAAAUUUGAUUCAACUGUCUUGACAGACUGCAUGAUCAGCUGUUAUGGGGAAACGAGGGCAGCUGAAAAGACAAUUCAGAUAUUAGAAGCCAUUAACCAGAAAGACAUCGCUGAAACACUGAAAGAAAACAUACAACGUGAAGCAGCAUUACCAGGAACAAUGAGAGUGACAGUGUCCACGUCAGAGACAAGCCUAGAAACUAUAACAGGCAUUGAAACAGGGACAGUGUCCACACCAGGGACAGGCAUUGACACAGGGACAGUGUUCACACCAGAGACAGACAUUGAAACAGGGACAGUGUCCACGCCAGAGACAGGCAUUGAAACAGGGACAGUGUCCAUGCCAGAGACAGGCAUUGAAACAGGGACAGUGUCCACGCCAGAGACAGGCAGGCAUUGA